Symbiodinium sp. CCMP2456 is the source of this 2061-nucleotide messenger RNA. The record is from the annotation of a GenBank genome assembly. Lineage: Eukaryota; Dinophyceae; Suessiales; Symbiodiniaceae.
AUGUCGCUGGCGGUGGUGGUUGGCCAAAGGAUUGCGAAGCACCACCAGAUUCUUACGAGCGCUUUGUUCGUUGCUGCCCUCAUCGUGGUGGCCAUCUUUCCUAGCUUUGAUCGCAGGACGGAAGUCGAGGAGCAUGGCCUAAUUCCGGGCUACGCGACCAAUGGCCUGGACGCACGAUGGCAGGCUCGGCUGCGCGAGUGCAUUGCGCAGAUCGAGGCUGAAACCGACAUUCGCACCGCAAUCGAGGUGUCCUUACAGAAGGCAGGGCUGCAGCCCUAUCACAUGAACUUCUCACUUCCGGAGGGGGGGCAAAGUUCCCUCCUGUACACCGUUGCUGAGUCGCGGCGUGGCGACUCACGGGAAUCACUCGUGCUGAUGAUUGCCUCGAACUGGACCAUGAAGAAAAGUGCAGCAAAGUCUUCUUGGGGGAUCGGCAUCGGCGUCACAUUGGCCCGCUACUUAAGGACUGUGCACUGGCUGUCGCGAGACGUCCUCGUAGUGUUCGUGGAUUCCAACCUGGCCUAUGGUGCUGGUGCUCGUGCCUGGCUUCGGGCUUACAUCGAGGGUCACUCGGAGCUGCGGCGUGGGGCCUUGCGUCAGGCAGUCAUCCUUCAGGUCAAGAAUGGGGCAACAUCCCUGCUCCUGGAUGUCGAGGGCAUCAAUGGGAUGGUUCCCAACCAGGACUUGGUGAACACCUACUCUAUCACUGCGAGAGAGCGUCCAGGACUCGUCGUGCGGCAUCGGGACGCCUGGGAGUCCGUGAUGCACCAUGCGAGGAAUGGUGGAGUUCACACGAGUCAUGCCGCAUUUCUGGAGCUGCAGGUCCCGGCCUUCACUAUCAGAGGUGUGUCGGCGAAAGGAGAUCGCAGUACGAACCUCAAUGUGGACUCGCUGGCGAUGUCCAUCGAAAGCGUCGUUAGGUGUAUGAGCAAUGCCCUACAGCAGCUCCAUCACUCCUUCAACUUCUAUUUCUUCACAGGGCCGAGCAGCCACAUCUCGAACGGGCUGUAUUUGUAUCCCGUCUUUGCGAUGCAUUGCCUGCUCAUCAGCUUCCUCGGGACCACGCCGCCAUACCGCGACAUUCGGUCGCUGCUGGUGGGCCUUGGUGUGGUCGCUGCCAUUGCAGGGGUAUCUGGCAGCGCGAUGUUUGCCUUGGCCAUGAACGACGAGCUUCUUGCAAAGAGCUUGUCGCUCUCGGAGAAGCUUGCUUGCAUCCGCCCCGAGGCCUCUGCGGAGGCUGCGCUGCAGCGGCGGCAGACGGCAGGUGUUUGGGUACUGGCAGGAGCUGCGGUGUCCGCAAUCGCGGCCCUAGCUCUUCGAAACUAUGCCUUCUCCGUCUUCUCGGAGGAUGCGCAAGGACCGGCGCUCAAGUCCAGUGGUGUCCGACUUCCAUGUCCCCUCUGGGAGUCGGUGCGAGUGGCCUGCGGUUUCGCGCUCCUGGCUGUCCUUGCCCCCGUGACGAUCUACUCCUGGGCCUUAGCCAUGCCUCUGACGAUCGUCUGCGUGCCAGCCCUGGUGUUGGUGCGGCCCGUGGACAUGCGAAGGAGGCCGCUUCGAUCCACCCUUAUCCUGGCCUUCCUGGCAGGCAAUGUGUUCUUGAUCGCUGUGCCACCAAACGUGCGCGCCACAGCUCUGGGUGACUCUCCAAGACUUGUCGCAGACAACAUGCUGCACUUCUAUGAGAGGUCUCUCGUGCCUGCAGUGCCUCGAGAAGCGCAGAAGUAUCUGCCACGCCAGCUGGUGCAAUGGCUGCAGCAGGGGCAGCUGGCACAAGCUUUCCGCAGUGACAUGAUGCUGCUUCUCUACGAGGCAGCAAGAGACUUCAAGUGCGUUGGGGGAAUGCUGUUUCCCGUCAUUUGCUUUGCAUACUGGCCACUGCUCGUGUUGCUGGCGUUGAUAGCCUGCAUCUUGCCCGCUCAGAGGGUGCAGGACGAAGCCCUGUCCCUGUCGCAGCUGAGGCUUCAAGCACUUCUCGUGCUGGCGCUUGUCAUGGGUGGAAUCGUUGGUGGUGUCGUGUGGAGGUCCUACUCUUCGCACGGCCUGGAGCAGCUAAGAUGGUAG